AUGGCGUCGGUUACAAGAGGCACCGAAAACACCCAAAUCAGUUGCGCAAUCAAGGCAAGUAAUGAACUUGUAAAGAAUUUGCAUCGCGAUGGUUUGGAUUGUGGGUGCAUUGCGACAUUUAAUAGUAGAAUGGUUGUGAGACAGAAUUUUACUAGAGAUGAAGCAACAUUUUAUCGUUCUCUUAACAGUUUAAAGAACUAUGUUAGUGGCUCCACUCGUCUUUAUGAUAGUAUUGUUGAUAUCUUAAAAACCUUUCAUAGUAGUGGUGACCGAACUCGUCCUUGGAUUUUGGUGCGGUGUAUUUUGGAUAACAGCAAAUCAGAUAGUAUUAUAGUACCUUUUUCAGACAUUGUACUUCAUAAUAAUACAUCUCGAACAAAUAAAUACAAUUAUCCAUUGUCACUGUUUGUAAUUGUUAAUAACGAUGGAAAAUCGCAUGCUACAGGUGUUGAACUAAAAGUCAUAUUAACAGACAUGGAUCUAGCUAUAGAGCUCAAGGCUAAACUCGGAACCACAACUUUUAAGCAAUUUGUUUGUGACUUUUGGAAAAUGCAUAACUCAUUAUGUAUAGAUGUCUUUAAACAAAGGUUUGAGGCUUUGCUAGAAACUUAUUCUAAUGUUAAUGAAUACUUGCAAGAUCUUAUUUACUUAAUAUGA
Messenger RNA from Cetraspora pellucida, 657 nucleotides. The record is from the annotation of a GenBank genome assembly. Lineage: Eukaryota; Fungi; Glomeromycota; Glomeromycetes; Diversisporales; Gigasporaceae.